CUCCCUCCCUAGGGUGGAACUCUUCAGUCCCACGGCAGUGUCUACAGCGCGGGAUGGAUGCGGGUUAGCGCCGCUUUGGACUCCCAUGCCUCAACAUUGGCCGAGCCUGGGCCUGGACCGCAAAAGGGCCAAUGUUGUGAAACCACAGGCUCUGGGAGGCCAGGCAGUUCAAGUGGGGACCAAACCGCGCUAAUUCCGCAGUGUAGACGCGCCCAGAGAUACCACAGAGCAGCCCCAUAGAGAUCACUGGCUUCUAUAGAGAGAUGAAACCACCACCAUCAUCAUCUUUUGUAGACAAACAAUAAUCAUGUCCUAUCAUCAGGCAUCAAGAAACAAUUGAAAACUUGGAUGUUUAGGUUGGCCUUUGGAGAGACAGCCAUUGGAUGACCAGCCUCAUUAUAAUUCUAUUCUGAAUUUUACUAGGUCCCUCUUAUCUGGGGAUAGGAUGAGCCAAGGAGACUCCAACCCGGCGGCUGUCGCUCACGCAGCCGAAGACGUCCAGGGCGAUGACCGGUGGAUGUCACAGCACAACCGAUUUGUCUUGGACUGCAAAGACAAGGAGCCGGACGUGCUGUUUGUGGGGGACUCCAUGGUGCAGUUGCUACAGCAAUAUGAGAUCUGGCGCGAACUCUUUUCCCCUUUACACGCGUUGAAUUUUGGCAUUGGCGGGGAUACAACGGGGCAUGUGUUGUGGAGGCUGAAGAAUGGCGAACUGGAGAACAUUAAGCCUAAGGUCAUUGUCAUCUGGGUGGGGACGAAUAACCACUUCAACACAGCAGAAGAGGUCGCCGGUGGGAUCGAGGCCAUUGCCAAGUUCAUCAGUUCGCAGCAGCCCCAGGCCAAGAUCAUCGUCCUGGGCCUUUUGCCCCGCGGCGAGAAGCCCAACCCCCUGCGGCUGAAGAACGCGCUGGUGAACCAGCUGCUGAAGGCCUCUCUGCCCAAGCUGUCCAACGUGCAGCUGCUGGACGUGGACGUGGGCUUUGUGCACUCGGACGGCACCAUCUCCUGCCACGACAUGUUCGACUUCCUGCACCUGACGGGGGCCGGCUACGCCAAGAUCUGCAAGCCCCUCCACGAACUGAUCAUGCAGCUGCUGGAGGAGACCCCCGAAGAGAAGCAGGCCACCCUGGCCUGACCCCCGCGGUGUGGCUCCGACGGUCCCCUGGUCCUUCCUUUCUCCUUCCCUCCCUUCCUUCCUUCCCUCCUCCCUUCCUUCCCCAGGCACUACAGAACCCUCCCUGCUCCGAGCGCGUUCCAUCCUCCAAAGUUACCGGGUCUUGUCCUUUUUUCUAAGCACUGGCCAAGGGAGAGGCAGAGAGAGAGCCACCAAACAGGGUGGGUGGGCAUAGCUGUAGGAAGCGGAUUAUUAUUAUUUUUUGUUUACAUCCCCAGCACCCCUGCCCCUAGUUCUGCUGGAUGUCUCUCAUUCAUUGUCCAGCCCGAGCUCAUCCGUGGCAUCCACAUUCCACUCCCCCGACUUGGAAGAGGAGCAGCUUCCUUCCGAUUAUUCCAGUUUUUAAAAAAUACUUAAUUGGGGUUAGGAGUUUUGUUUUGUUUUAAGUGAUAACUCGCUGCUUUCUGGCCCCAGGAGGCAGGGACAGACACCGUGCCCAACCUGUGAAAAAGAACCGCAUCCGGAUCAAGUGAAGAGGAACAUGAAGAAGAAGUCAUUUCAGGCCACUUGCUUUGCAUCUCUCUAGCUUGAUGCAUGUUGGGGUGGAUGGAGAAGGGUGGGAGGGCUUUGCUUUUGCGUCUUUCCUUGGGUGUAAAACUGACAUCUCCGCUCCUUGGGGCUGCUUGCAUAUACCGUACAUUUAUUUUGUUUUACUGUUUUAAGAAAAGCAAGUGACUGUUACUUUCUCUUAUUCCCCCUCUGACAAAACCACCCUCACCUUCCCAUCAGUUUUCUUUCAAAGCAUGCAAGCUGCAAGCUUUAUGAGUUUGGAGGUGUAUUAUUUCCUGCGUUGUGUCUGGUUAUGUUCCAGUGAGGGACGCUAAGCCCGGUUUCAGUUGUACAUUCCCUGCAUUGCGUCUGGUUGUGUUCCAGCAAGGGACGCAAAGCACGGUUGCAGGCCUCUUUCAGGUGUAUAUGUCCUGCGUUGCAUCUGGUCCCAGCAAGGGAUGCAAAGCCCAGUUAGAGGUGCAUUUCAGGUGUAUAUUCCCUGCAUUGUGUCUGAUUGUGUUCCAGUGAGGGAGGCAAAGGCCAGUUGCAGGCCCGUUUCAGGUGCAUAUUUCCUUCGUUGUGUCUGGUUAUGUUCCAACAAGGGAUGCAAAGCACAGUUGCAGGCCUGUUUCAGAUGUAUAUUCCCUGUGUUGUGUCUGGUUGUGUUCCAACAAGGGACGCAAAGUACGGUUGCAGGUGCAUUUCAGAUGUAUAUUCCCUGUGUUGUGUCUGGUUGUGUUCCAACAAGGGACGCAAAGCAUGGUUGCAGGCUCAUUUCAGGUGUAUAUUCCCUGCGUUGUGUCUGGUUGUGUUCCAACAAGGGACACAAAGCAUGGUUGCACGCCCGUAUCCGGUGUCUAUGUCCUGCCUGGCGUCUGGUUGUGUUCCAGUGAGGGACGCAAAGCCUGGUGCAAGCCCUGAGAGGCGCUGCAAAGAGAGAGAGCCAUUGAGGAGCGUGGCCUUGGGUGUGGAGACCUUUUGAUGGCGAGGGACCAGGGAUAUAAAGCCUGUAUCUCCAAAGCAGUUGUCCCCAUCCUUUGGGGUCUCCAGGUGUUUUGGACUCCCACUCCCAGAAAUCUCAGCCAGAAAUGGUGGGAGCUGAAGUCCAAAACACCUGGAGGGAAGAGGCCCAAAGGUUGGGAAGGAAGGGACCAGCCCUUGCAAUGGGGGACUUGCAUGGCUUGUUUCGGACAGGGAUGCAGGCAAGUCUCUGAUGCAGAACUGCAGGGGUGAUGUUUAUUUUUCUUGCUGCAGGGCUUGCGUCGCUCUCAACGUCCCCUUUUCUCCCGGCCUUGUUCCCUUUGCGCUCUUUCCUCCAGCAAAAGGAGUGAUGCUUUCAAUGCGAAGCGUUGUGUUGCAUUGUGCACCAAGCCAGGGCCGCGUUUCCUUGCCUUGUGCCUGGGAAUGUCGGGUGUGCAAAGUCUUGGCCCACCUGCGAGGCCCGGCUCCCUUCCUGCGCUCCUUCCUUCCUUCCUCCUGCCUGCGGUCCCGAUCCUGGGAAGCCAUUCCCCUUCCUCCUCUUCUUCGGACCCCCUUCUCUCUCUCUUUCUCUCUCUUAUCAAAUCUCAUUGCUGUUUACAGUUUGUGUGCCGCGACCCAGAAGAAUCCUGUUUUUUUUUGUCUGUCCUGUGAUGUAUGAGCAUUGCCAAUUUUAUAUUUAUUGCAGCAAAAAAAAAGAGGAAGGAAAAAAAAAUAGUGUGAAAGCAAAAAAGGUCCGGGAAUGUCGUCUUUCCUCUUUGUCAAUGUAUGUCUGGGAAAUGGGGAGAAACGGGGGAGGGGUGCCCCCAUCCCACCCCUGCACCCCCCUCCCCCUCCCCCAAAAACAAGAACAACGGUGGUUCGGCUUUGGCAAAAACCAAGGGCACCGAAGACGAGUGGUAGAGCUCACUGUUUAGUGCAUAUUUCAAUAUAAAUGUAUAUGUUUCACCAA
Messenger RNA from Anolis carolinensis (green anole), 3593 nucleotides. RefSeq names its product platelet activating factor acetylhydrolase 1b catalytic subunit 2 (gene pafah1b2). The record is from RefSeq and is a predicted model, not a curated record. Gene Ontology annotation, cellular component: cytoplasm. Bases 446 to 1135 code for a protein of 229 amino acids. NCBI's taxonomy places the organism in Eukaryota, Metazoa, Chordata, Lepidosauria, Squamata, Anolidae. The transcript has 6 exons. Gene Ontology annotation, molecular function: platelet-activating factor acetyltransferase activity.